AAGCUUUAUAUAGACAGUUUGCUAUCUUCUGCGAUUACGGACAGUGAUGACAAACAUCUAUACCACGAGGGGAGACUGGACUAGCGUAGCGGGGACGAUGAUUCGGACACUUCUGAUAACAGAAGUGGAGUAUGACUUCAUAAUGGUAAAGUAAACAAGGAAGAGUCAUCACAAGCUGUUUGAACAAACGCUGAGAGGUCCGUGAACUUCCUUGGUUUGUGAUACUUUAAUUUGACCCGUUAAGUGAGAGAUUUAUACUUCACUGUUCUAAUGUUGUACCCAGUGGGUGCACCCAAAGGCGGACUGGCAUUAUCUUCCAGAAAAGGGGCAACUCUCGGCAUCAAAGGGCUCGUGGAAUGUUUGGUGAAUUGAUUUUGGGAUACACCUUGAAGUCUUCACCACUUUGGGAACAUAUUUGAAGCCAAACUGCUGAGUUGAAGCUACGUUUCAGGUCAUAAAACAGAACGGAUUACACGAUAACACCAGGGUGGUAUCCGUUUGAAACAUCUUAAAAGAGGCUUUGAGCAAAGUGAAUUUGCGCGAUGACAGAAGGUGGACUGCCAGUGACAAUAUAGUGGAUUGACACGUGUCAGAAAAAAAGGAUUGGCACAGUGACAGGUACUUGGAUUGACACUGUGACAGUAAAUUGGAUUGACACAGUGACAGUAAAUGGGAUUGACACAGUGAUAGUAAAGUGGAUGGACACAGUGCCUGUAAAGUGGAUUGACACAGUGACAGAAAGUAGACUGACACAGUGACAGUAAAGUGGAUUGAUACCGUGACAGAAGGUGGAUGGACACGUGUCAGAAAAUUUGAUUGAAAACAGGGACAGCAAAGUGGAUUGACACAGUGACGGUAAAGUGGAUUGACAGUCACAGUAAAGUGUAUUAACACGUGUCAGAAAAGUGGAUUUGACACAUUUGAUGGAACAUAGGAUUUUAAGUUACACGGCGUAGUAAAAUCUCCAACUUAAUAAUAUGUUUUUAUCAUUUAACAUUUCUCAAAGCCGUUAAUCGCGAAACAUUAAAAGCUUCCUUCCUGUACACAUUAAAGUCAUAUGUGGAAAGCUAAAACAUCCAUCCAUCAUCUUUAUCCUUUGUGUUCGGAAGCAUCGAUGUAUGUUCACUUUAUCACUGCCCCUCAUUGUCAGCUUGAGCAUUCAACUUCAUAAGUACAACUUUUAUCCGUCAACAAUAGGUAAUGUGUGUAUACAUGCAUCCCUAACGACUGUUGACUAUUGUGAUGAAGGUAAAUGAGCUCACCUAGCUCAUGAAUGUGGAUAGGGUGGAAUGUCCCGUGUAAUUGUAUAUGGGUAAACAUCGCAUACAGUAAUGAUGUAACUGUACCGUAGCGACGUGAUCAGGCCAGGGUUGGAGGUUGGGUGGGUAACUGAUAGGUCCCAAUGCUGUAAUUGCUUCACAGCCUGGAGAAACGCGUAUCCUGGAAGAGUGGCGUGUUGUCACCUGUGUUGACGAUCUCCAGGACGAUCUCACUCGAUGACAGUUGGACCAAUGUGAAAGACCACGACGAGACGAGGAUUAACUUUUGUUUCAUGUCGUGGACUUCGAUAAAGGAUAAACUUUUAUACGGUCGGCCGAUCUUCAAGACAUACUUUACCACAAGGGCAAUAUAUCAUAACUAUAUCAAACGUCAGGUUUGUGGCGUAGCCGGGUAUGAGGAUGCGACCAUCAUACAGACUACAUGAGCGGGUUUUGUCUAGACGAUUCUUGUUUCAUGGAUUUAUACAUUAAUCCUGAUAUCAACUUGUUACACAGAAGAGGAUAAUGUGCCAUGCCAUAAAGAUACAGAUGCAUAUUGUAUCACGUUGUAUCUGUAUUCACUCGUUGAAAUAGAUUAGACCUUUGAUUGUGGACUUUGACUUCGUCCUGUGAUACAGUAUGGACGAGCAAUAAUAUUUUUUAUGUUAUACAGUGUGCAUACUUGAAACUUAUAUCACAAAGACUGAUCUCCAAUGUCACCUUUUCAAAUUUAGUAUCACAACCCAUGCCACAUCAGGAGACAAAUUCUGUCGAGAAUCGGAAACUUCUAUGAUAGACUAACAUUACGUUGCUAAUCUUAUGAAAGGCGGUUAUAAGGCAGUCAUCGUUCGUUACAUGGGAUACGGGAUAUGUCAUAACCUCACGUUCAACGAAGGGAUAGAAAAAGACACUUGCAAAUGUUGCGACCGAAAAGUAGCCGCAGCCAGUCCAAUUCAGCCGGAUCCCAAAGGGACAAGAAAACGCCAAAGAGCGGAAGGUCCUCAGCAAGACCUUGGGAUGAGUCUUCGUCCUCUAGGUCUUCCUCAAGGUCCUCUUCCAACACAAGACCUAGCUCUAUGACAAGGUGUGCGUCAAGAGCUGCCUCUAUUGCUGCCAGUGCAGGGGGGGCAGACUCCAAACGGCCCAAGUUUGUCAUCUGGCCUGAAUGGAAUGACUCAGAUGUCAAUGGAGAAAAGUGGGAGGCUGCACGGAAAGAUGAUAAGAAAGGGAAAUCUCCUACAGCGGCACAACAUCUCUUUGAUGACCCGGACGGUAAAAUUGAAAUGCCGCCAUCGCUCAAAGUGGAUCAUUGGAAGCGACCACACGAGUUCAUUGCCGAUAAGAUUUUAAACGUUGUUGACCAGGAACAAAUUGUCAAUGGCUUUGAUCUCAUCUCCCCUAAUGAACAUUUACAUGAGAGUGAGUUAAUGCGGUACAUCAUCAGUCAGAUCUCGGCGCUAUGGGAGAUGAGCGCUGUGAAGGCGCCAGAUCCGGGCAGCAUGAUGCCUGGAGAGGACGACACUCACACCUGGAAGCCAUGGGAACACAUCUAUGCUCUGUGCAAGGCUGGGAAGGGUCCACACCUGCCGCUGUAUAACUCUCACGGGAAAUAUGCUGUCAGAUUGUACUGGAUGGGUUGCUGGAGGAAGAUCUAUGUGGAUGACAGCCUUCCAUUUGACAGUGAGGAACGUCUGUUGCUGCCGGCAACCACAAUACAGGAGGAGCUCUGGCCUAUGUUGCUAGCUAAAGCUUUGAUCAAAGUUGCAUCCCUUGAUUACACUGGUGGCAGCAACAGUUGUGAGUUUGGAGACUUCAGCGUCGUCCACUGUUUGAAUGGUUGGCUUCCUGAGACCAUCCCUCUACAAAGCUUUAUGCACCCCAAGUCUCUCAGCAUCUCGAACUGUGACCCGUGUCUGCAGCCUGAUCGUCCCUCUGCGGCUGUUAGAGCCUCGCCUGUAGUCACUGCUAGUCAAGUGCUAGAAAAGUAUUUUGAGCUUAGCAUGCAUCCAAGCAAGUCUGCAGCAGAUGCUCAAACUCGCCCCGGCAGUAAGAAACGGGAUGUCAGAUAUGGUCAUAUGAGUGAGGUGUGGGAUCUGCUCCGUGUUGCACUGCCAGAGUGGAAACUGCCGGAACAGGACUGGGAAAAAGAAGCCACACAAGAAACCAUCAAGAAAGACCCAACUACACCGGUAGAGGCCCAGAAGGAUGAGAAGUCGGAGAAGGAUGCGAUCACCAAGGAGAUAAAACCUGAGGCCAAGGAGAAACCAGGGGAAAAAGGGAGCAGCAAGGAGAAACCCCCCAAAGAUGGCAAGGACAAAGAUAAAGGCAAGGAGGACAAGAAGGACAAGAAGGACAAAGACAAGGACAAAUCCGACAAGGACAAGGACAAACAUAAGGAGAAGUCCGAUGAGUCAGUUUUCCCAGAGAACCCGGAGGUCAUCGUGUUCGCCUCCUACUGCAGCACGCCUAAAUACCCUGUCAAGGUCUCUGUCUUGGGAGAAAUGGCUGAUGCGAGUGAAAGGUUACGCCAGACGGGAUUGUCUCACCUGUACCCCCACCCCGUGUUGAUCACACAGACACGGGCCUGUCCCCUCGAACCCCCACCCCCACCAGAGAAGAUACCAGCCUGGAAACUCAUCCGGCCACGCAAGAAGAAGACCACACCAUCGGAUGAACCCAUUGCUGAACCGGAGCCCCCGAAACCGAUCCAGUGUGUGGAGAUCACUUCGCCCUUUGUGAACUACAAAGUCAGCCCAGUGCCUAUACCUACUGAUACGCACCGACCCCGCUCCUCCCUAGAGCGAGGUGGCACCCGGUCACGCCCCAACACGGGGAACGUCGGGGCGAUUGAAGAGACAGAUGAGACCACGCAGGAGCUGGAGCUGUCAGCAGAGGAGAAGAAGGACGAGGAGUUGCUGGAAUCCUUCAUUGUGGAGGACAACUCCAAGUGUGAAGAACAUCUUGAUGCAAAGAGCGCAUCAACCAAACCUGGCUCUCCCAAGAAGAAGACAAGCUCCGCCAAGAAGGAAGGCAGGGACACAAGCAGAGAGCAGUCUCCUAAGCUGGACAGGAAGGGCAGUAGAUCGUCUGCCACAACGGGGAGGCCGGAGAGAGCUAAGAGUGCUUCUCGCUCCGACUCCCGCCAGUCCAAGAAAGAUGGCGAGGAAGAAGGAAAGAAGAAGGACAAAGUUCCAACUGAGGUAAAGCCAGCUCCGACACCGGCGCCGCCAGCCAAAGCUACAACCCGGCAGGAUUCUGUAUCCGGAGACACAGUGGAGGAAUCGGUGGGCCUGGAAGCUGGGGAGGAGCAGAUGGUGGAGGCAGAACUGACAGACAUCGGGUUGGAGGACAGCACCCCAAAACCCAAGAAGCUGUGGGUGGACUUUGACCAGUUCUGCAGAUGCUUCAAAACAUUGUACAUUUAUCACAAGCCAAAUACAUAUCCAUGCAAUCAAAAGUAUUCUGACUUGAAGAGACUGGAGGCCUAUAUUACCGCACAGAAUGUGGCUCCCCAGGGUCUCCAAGCUACUGGGGGCAAAGCCGACAAAAAACCCGCCCCUGCUGCCGCCGGGGUAAAUCCAUCCGCCUCCAAGACCUCUCAAACUCCUACCCACACCCAAAAUGCACCCUCCCCCACUAAUGCCCAGGGAACAUCCAGUCCUGAUGACCGCUCGCCUCACUAUUUGUUUGUUGACAAUUUGGAGGCCACAGAUAUAGUGGUUUCAUUCUCGGCCCUGCCGCGGUGGUUUGAUCCCCCGCUUCCUCCCAUGGACGAGAAGAAGUCUCACACCAGUGUGAAGGGAGGGAAAGACAGGGACCUGGAGAAGGAACCCACGGGUCUCACCAGCAGUAGUAUACUUGAUGGGUCAAUCAGUCCGGAGAAGCCAACAUUUCCAGUACCAGUUCAUCCUGGUACCCUGGUAGCGGAGCCGUAUUCCUGGAAGAGUCUGGUAACUGGACAGCCGAUUCUGAGACUGCGGACAACUGCCAGCAGAGCUGCGGUGCUGAGUCUCCCAGCUGGGCGUCAUGUUCUCCGCUUCAUGAUGACUGGACCACUCGGCUAUCAUGUCCACCUGUGUUCCGCCACGCAGUUUGUGUUUGGAGACGAGGAGACUGUCAUGUCGCAGCUCACCAAUGAAAGUUGUCGUUUCCGUGACAACGCAGUCCAGGUGAUCACAAAUCUGGGAAAAUGCAUCAACAACCUCGGUGACACAGAGAUGUUCCGACAGGCAUGGGAGGACCUGGUCCAAAGUCACUGCCCAUACCGCAAUGACAAACUCAUGUCCAAGACUCACCACUUCCAGGUGUUCAAUGAAUCUCUGUACAGCAUGCUGAAGCGAGCGCUGAAAGAUGUUAUCACCUCUAACAUGGCGUUUGCAUGGAGGGCUCUCAAUUUCGAUGCCACAUCUUCCAAUAUAAUGGGUCUGACUGUUGGGAGUCGACCAGGUGCCCCUGAGGAAGUGCUUCCCAACACAAGCAUGAAACCCACUGGUUCGACUAGUCACCGGGGUUCAGCGAAACCCGGAAAUAAGGGAAAGCAGGCCCCGCCAGAGGGUGAACCAGAGAAAGUGGAGAACACAUGGGCCAACAGAGAGCCGACACCUGAUGAACAUGUGGCUGCAGUGAAGAUACAGAAGGCUCACCGGGGUGCCUGGGUCCGCAAGAUGAAGGCAGCUCGCACGCCAGGAACUGACGAGAACCUAAAAGCAAUCGAAGACCUUCAGAAGUCCUGGUCAAUCUUGGAGUCCAAUGCUGAAGACAAUGGCCUAUAUUUAUUCAGGGAGAUGUUCAAGAAAGACCCAGACAUUAUGCCCAAAUAUCCGUUCUACAAGGAUGAGUGGAACAAGAUCUCCUAUGCUGAUUACCGGGGGGUGUACCCUGACCAGCCUCCCAACACCUGGUUCAUUGUCUUCCGGGAAGUGUUCUACGUGAGGGAGGAGAUGCUGGCUGUCCCCAAGCUGUAUGUUCCGAUCAACACGUGUAUGCUGAGGGUGGUCAACAACGACACCGGGGAGGAGAUACCACGGGUCUUCCAGAAGGUGGCGCCAUACGUCUACAAGAAAAACAGGAAAGGCUACACGUUCGUAGCUGAGGCACGGACUCUGGACCAGGGGAUGAUGAGUGGCAGCUGGAGGAUGCGUCUGAUUGGCUCCCUCAGCCCCCUCCCUUCUCCCCGCAACCAGGACGUCAACAGCUCCUUUACUGCCAAAGAGAUCCGAGACUACUACCUGCCAAAUGCCAAACAUUCCAUAUUCAGGUACACAGUGAAGGUGACAGAGGACCACCUUGUCAGUCUACAGGUCAACACCUCCAAACUGGACGUCUAUAUCAAGCUGUCAGUCCUUGACCACACAGAAGAGGUCAUCAGCGCCGUGGGCAAAGGUCACAUCGUCAUCCCAGCGUACAUCUUCCAGAAGGACUACAAUCCUGAGGAGCAAGAGGCUAAGAGGUCCAGCUCCCGAAGCUCCAACCGUGGAGGUAAGGGAGGGACCAGCAUACUGAAUAUGGCCGGGAAGGGGAAGCGAGGAGAGUCAGCCAGGAGUGCUGAUGGAAGGAACUCGAGAAGCAGUCAGCAUUCUGAAGCUGGAGUCAGUGAUUUGGAGCCAGAAGAAAGGGACACCAAGCCUCACAAGUACAUAGUCCAGGCUACGGUGCUGAAGAACAGCUGGCCCUUAACUGAGAGGGAGUGGGGCUUUGUACAGACCCUCAAGGAACAGGAGAAGAAUGAGCUGAAAGUGUCCUACAAGGAGCGUCCCCCCUCACCCCCCAAGGAGAAAGCCCCAGCGGCAGCCACCCAGAAGAGCAAGCAGGGCAAGGGCAGCAAGGCUGACAAGGGUAGCAAGGAGAAGGACAAAGACAACAAGGGGUCACGACCUCCAUCACAGCAGUUCGACAUGACCAAACCGUUCUGGACCUUCAGGAUUGUCAGUGAUGCCAGCGCUGCAGAGGACAUAGAGACAAGAAAGGACACUGAGAGGGCAGACGAGAUCCGAGCCUUGAAGAAGGCAUGGGAGGAUGCAGAGCCUGGUAGAGCUGUCAAGGCCAUGCAGUCCCGCCUCAAGUACCUUAGCACCCACAUGAUCCGGGUGCAGCCAGACGGUGGGGAGGAGGCCAAGGAGGAGAGGCCAUCCACCGGGGAGGGUCAGCCAGCGGAGGAGGCCCCACCCACAUCCCGUGAGACCCCCAUCUCCUUCCUGGACCAGCCCGAGGGGGAGUUGUCACUGGAGCCACCACCCCCACCCACACCCAAAGAAAUCCUGCAACCUCUAGAUCUAACACCGUUCAUAAAGAAAACAACAGACACUCCUCAGUAUUUGGAUGAGAAUGAAAUGCAGCAACGUCUGGAGGAGAGACAGAAGGAAAUCUUGGAGUACAAGCAGUUCCGUGAACGUGUCGAGAAAUGGAGAGAAGAAGAUAGACAAAGUCGUAACUUGACAAAAAUACGACAACUUGAUCAGGCCGAGGAGCUACAGGCGGCACUUGAUGCAGCGAGGGAUGAAGUGAAUGCUCCAAGAGAAGCGUUCCGACAGAAGUACUUGGAGGCAGAACGCAAGCGUCUGGAAGAGGAGGCGGCCAAAGAAGCAGCCUCGAAGGCCGAACAAGAAGCUAAAUCUCCCAAAGGAAGGCAAAAGAGUGCUAAAGGAAAGAAAAGUCCGGGAGGGAAAAAGAAGAAAUAAAUAAUAAAGCGAUGUUCAAAAUCUAUUAUAUAAAUCAAAGUUAUAAUUUAUUUGGAAAUCAUUGUUUUAUUUGAAAAUUUAUUUUUCAGUUUUUGAUAGGCCCUUUUUUUGGCUGAAACAUAUCUUGGUUUGAAGGUCCUUCAGUAUUCGUAAAACACUGUAAAAAGAAAAAGAACAGACAGACCAAUUGCACUAGUAGUUUUAAAUUGUUCAAUUCCAGGUAUCCAUGUGAUUAUUUUUCUUUUUUUUCGAUACAUGAUGCUAACAAUCUUUCUUUUUUUCAUUAAGGUAUUGAGAAUAUGGGGUCUGAAUCAUAAGAAAUAUGAUCUGAUGUUUAGAACUACCAGUAUGGCCUUGUUUAUCUGAAAACUGAUUUUUAAUGUUGUGCAUGACGUUAGUAAAUAGGAAAAUUAUAUUUGCUAUAUCUCUGAAUUUUUGCACAAGGGUCAUUAUGGUACCUAAGUUUAUUAUGAAAUGUGUUAUUUUAUUCAGUGCCAUCACGCAUAAGUGUUUUGAAAGGGUAUUCAAGCUUUAUAUAGUUUUUCCUCGAAUAACUUCUAUUUUAUACUAAAAUUUGAAAAUAUUAUUUGUUAUAUUUCAGGAAUUAUAUAUUUUAGGUUUAUUUUCUCAAAUCACGAUAAAUUAAUUGUACAUGCAAAUAUGAACUUGAGUUUAAUAUUUUUUAAUCUGAAACUCCUUAAUAUUGCCGAAGUGCUGUUACUAAUGCCACCUUUGAUUGACUGAAGAGAGCUGUAUCUCUUGCAUUAUCUGUGAUAUUGACAUGAAAGUGAUUGAUGUGUGUAUAUAUCAAUAUAUAUUUACUCCAAUACAUGCCUCGCGUACAUUCCACCUUGUAUCAUACAAUCAAGAUGUUGUACUUUGUGUUGUAAAUUAGUGAUCUGUAUCUAUAACAAUCUUUCAUUAUGAAUACGACACGUUUUGUAUGGACAACGUGUUACUUGCACUUUAAUAUCUGUCGUACAAAUACAAAUCCCACAUUGUGUGUUUCAUAAUCUCAUAUUCAUCUGAUACCAUUUUACAAAAAAUUAAGAAAAAAUCUUCCAGUUAUUUUGUUAAAAAUCUUCAAAACAUUGAACAAAUAUAAUUGUCAAUCUAGGUGACUUACUUAACUGUGUCCUGAAAAUUCAUCUAUAAUUGUUGUAGUUUUUAAUUUAAAUCAUACAUGGAUAGAGAAACGCAAAUGUAUCAAAGAUGUUGUUUUGUUAAUUAUAUUUUUUGUCUGCCUUGUCAGAUGUGAAGACCUGUUGGCCCAACAUUACUUACAAUUGUAAUUAUUUGUACAUAAGUGAAUAUUACAGCACAUAUACAAAGCUUACACAUAUAUCCUGUGUUAUUGGUCCACAUGCAUUUCGUCACAUAUCACUCAAGCUUGUGAAAUCAGCACCACAGUCUUACGUCAAAUUUAGUUUUCUAACUCUGAAUGUUAAAGAAUAUGUCCUCUUUAAAUCAGUUUAUUACACACACUGAACGUAGAGAGUUUUGGAUCUCUCAAUACGUUUUGCACUUGUAGUAAAUGGUUUCUGUGUAACCAUUAUUUUCACCAAGUUGUACAUAUAGUUUUACACAUCAAUAACAGAACAGCAAAUAUAACUCAAUAAAUCAGUAACCUUGUGUAAGGAAGCAAUAGAUUGUUGUCGGGGCAAUAUGGUGAACUUUGGGUCUGAUCAGACUUUGUCAGUUCAUGUUUGUUUUCUAAAGAUUCAAAUAAUUAAAAGUUCUUGGUAUUUAUUACAUGUAAACGGAGAUGAAAUGAUUUAUUUUUUUUAUAAAUACAAAUUCAGAAUGUCUUAGAAAUGUGACAUUGGGUGAUAUGCAAAUAAGUAUAUAUAUAUAAACAUAGUAUGUGUUUAAUGGUGUAAACAUUUGUUUAGGUAACUUCUGAGAGCAUAGUUUCUGUUAAGCAAAAAGAAUAAUUAUUUUUUUGAAAACCUUCACUAUAAAAUCUUUAAUAUUUUACAGAAUGCUACGAACAGCAUUCCUAAAUAUGGAAACAUAUUGCUGAAUAUAUGGAAAUGGAGUGGACAGAUAACAGUGUUGUCAGUUUGUGUUGGUGUCAAAAUACUGUUGUAGAUUUAGGGACAGUGAUGUAGUGCCUUUAUAAUUCUUUUCGUGACCUUAUCGAAACCGAUCCAAUUUCCCUUGUAACAGCAAGGCGAACGCCCUUAGCCUAUGUCUCUCCGUCCCAGAUGAACCAUAACAAACCAAUCCGUCCCAAACCCAAUGAUUGGACGUUCAGUGAAAAAUGACGUCAGUUGAUUGGCCCUUCAUUUCCGUCCUUUAUUAAGAUGGCCACUGGAGGCCUAUUCUUGCAAGUGUCAGUGGCGUUGUUGUGAUAAGUGUUGUUAUGCAAAUUCCUUGUAACAUUCCUGUGUUGAUUCCUUAAAUGGCAGUUAUUUCACAUGUGUGGCCUUACUCACUGUAUAAUAAGUUGUCAUUAGUAGCACUGUAUAUAGAACUCUCACUCCACCCUCGUCACCUGCUUUGGGUAUUUCACACAACACUGCACGUGUGAACAAUGUACUUGGACAUUCAGUAAACUUGUUGAAAGACA
Molecule: messenger RNA, 10508 nt
Organism: Haliotis rufescens (red abalone)
Lineage: Eukaryota; Metazoa; Mollusca; Gastropoda; Lepetellida; Haliotidae
Product: androglobin-like
Exons: 46
Coding region: 2177-7936 (1919 amino acids)
Biological process (GO): proteolysis
Molecular function (GO): oxygen binding; protein binding; calcium-dependent cysteine-type endopeptidase activity
Source: RefSeq, a predicted model, not a curated record